Epinephelus fuscoguttatus (brown-marbled grouper) is the source of this 8305-nucleotide messenger RNA. Its product is annotated as homeobox protein Hox-A3-like. Gene Ontology annotation, biological process: regulation of transcription by RNA polymerase II. The record is from RefSeq and is a predicted model, not a curated record. Gene Ontology annotation, molecular function: RNA polymerase II cis-regulatory region sequence-specific DNA binding; DNA-binding transcription factor activity, RNA polymerase II-specific. Bases 7453 to 8301 code for a protein of 282 amino acids. NCBI's taxonomy places the organism in Eukaryota, Metazoa, Chordata, Actinopteri, Perciformes, Serranidae. The transcript is spliced from 2 exons. Gene Ontology annotation, cellular component: nucleus.
UCAAGUCCAGACAGGCAGCCUGAAGAGUGCGAAGCCCACUGUGGUGAUGAAGAUGGGAUGUAAAGUGCAGCUCAGGGAUGUUGUCACAUCUGAAUAAUAACUGUCACCUCACUGCAGGCCGCAGGGAUCAAACAUGAAUUUAUAUUUAUACUGUACACUGACUUAUCAUGUCAGUCCAUCUGCAUCCUCUUCCUCCUCUUCUUCUUCUUCAUCUUCUCCUGUGGCUGCCUCAUAUAUCACAGGACAGUUUAGACUUUUGAAGACGGCACUUAUUGCUGAUUUUCUUUGUAUUUAUACGGCUCUUUUUAUGGCCACAUAUAGGCCAUCGCAGAGAUUUAUGGCACACAUAUGCAGUUGUGGGAGGAAUAUUCAGAUGCUUCAGGCUACUUGGAAGUAGAAAUACCACAAUCUGAAACUACUCCAUUACAAGUAAAAGUCUGAAUUCAAAAUGUAACACAAGUAUUAUCAGCAAAAUGUACUCAUGCAGAAUGAUAUUAUUGUGUUUCUAUCACUAACUAAUCCUAUUUAAUGUUGCAGCUCAUCAACACUGAGCAAUUUGAGAUUCUUUACACACUGGGUAGAUUCAUCAUAUCAUGACCAGCUGCAGAUUUUGAGGUGGAUGCAGACGACAUGCCCCUCUUAAUAUUUAGAACAUGCAUUUGUCCCCCCAAUACAAACAUAAAAGUAGCUGAGGAUUUUUAUUUGACAAUAUAAAAGGCAUUUACAUCAUGAACUGAGGCAGAAGAGGCAGAAAUUGGUGCAUAAAAACUCAGAAUGCAGGAAAUAAAGUGUUUGAUGCUCACAUUUUUCUGGCAUUUCAUAUGUGUCACCUUCAAUAUUAAGUUUAAACCUAUGCCCUCAUGUAGGCUACAAGUGUCAGAUAAAUGUUGUGCAGUAGUUGCAGAAAAAAGUAAAGUACAAGUUUGUCAAAGCACCUGUAAAUACAGUUACAAUCCAGCACUGCAUAUAGCGCAAAACUUAAUUUAAACGCCCGGUCCCUUUUACUAGCCUGGUGUGGCUGCACAUUUUGACAGAUAAAGGCCUGUCUCAAUUAGAGGCCUGGUCUGGAUUCCCAACACAUUCUCACUCCGACUGUCCAGAAACAAUGUGAAAGGUACCCUGUGUUCUGCCUAUUACAGGUAUUGUCUUCUUUCAAAAUACACUGCAGUUGUCACAGGAAAUUUACCAUUUACACACAGUCUCUUUCAAAAUAAAAGCACUAUGUCAGUACAACAUCGCGCAUUGAUUUUUUUUUUUCCUCUACCAACUAACACAUGUGGUUGGGUUUAGGCAACAAAAGCGCGUGGUUCUUUGGAUGUAUAAAACCGGAUUGUUGGCUACCUAAUUAGUUAGCUGUUUAGAUCGCACAGACAAAUGUAAAUGUUUAAACUUUUGUCAGUAUGGAGACGCUAUACAGUGUUUGCUCAGUCAGAAUAUGCGUCCUUUCCUCGAUUACCCUGUGAGUUAUUCAUAUUUCUUUGGUUCAUAAGGGUCCACUGAUCAAAAGAAUCAAAAGUGCUUCUCAUAAGAAUUAAUCCAAGUUAUGAAUAUUGUUUUAACAGGAUAAAGUGGUGUUGUGGCGAUAUGCCGGGUGUCAUAAUCCUUGCGUCCCAUGAAAUGAGAGUCAUAACAUAACACAUGAUUGAUUUGUUAUUUAAAGCCUAAUUUUUAUACAAGUAAUAUUCACACUGGUUCAAAUAAACAAUUUGAUCAUAUUUCCUUUGCUGAGCAACAGUUUUGUGUCAAAGGAAUCAAAGGCCUGUCUCUAUUACAGGCCUGUUUAGGGAUUUAAACAAAUAAUAGCCUGCGGUAUUAAUUGAAGUUUUACGGUAUAUGCUAAGUUGCCAGUUUAUUAGGUACACCUGCAUGUGUCUUCAUUCAUAUACAGUAAACAUCUCUCAGUAUGGCUCAGUACAGUCCAACACUACAGGCUUCAUGAAGCUGUUUGACAAAAAGGAAAAUUCCAGAGCUUUAUGCCACUUCUCAUGAUCUUCAUCAGCGUGUAGAGCUGCCUCAGUUGUCAUUGCUAACAGUGGAAACUGCAUACAUACUGUAAAACCCAUGGGAUGUGGCUGAAAGCUCCUCGAACUGUCCAGUAAAUGGACCUUCCACUAAGAAUACAAGGGUAAUUGCAGGGCUGUUGCACUGAACUAUUAGGUUUAGCUAAGUGUACCUAAUAAAGUGGCAGCUGAGUGCAUGUGCGUACAAAUUUUCAUCUUUUAUGUGAAGCUAUAGAGACAUUUAACUCAACCUUGUCUUUAAAUGAAACUAAACAAAAUCACCUUUCUCACACUGCAGCUAUAUCAGAAUCAGAAUCAGAAUCAGAAAUACUUUAUUGAUCCUCGAGGUGAAAUUAUUUGCGUUACAGGUGCUCCUUGCAAGAGUGGAAAGAUAAGUGAAAAUAUAAGAAUAUAGCAUGGUUUUAACAAGUAGAUCAGAUUUCUGUUCAAGUAAAAACAAGUGAGAAAUUCUAAAUCGCAGGAAAUGUCACAUUAGUCAGCCCAAGUUAAAUAAAUGAGUUGUUUGAAAUACAAACACAAGAUAUCUUACUUGAAAUCAUUAAGUUGUUUUGAAAUAUUAAUACUUAGUUUUCAUCCCAAUUUGUAAAAUAUCGCUGCUUUAUCUGUAGACUUUCACGUGUACGUAUGACACGCUUGGUAUCCUCUUGCCUGUGUUGUUGACAUUCUUGGACACCAUGCUGUUACCUGCAUUGUGUUUUUUCCAAAAUAAACAGUUUCUGCUGGUUAGACACAUACAGUCCUUUUCAAAAUAAGCUUCCAUUGUUAAACUUCUCGUAUUUACUUUAUUUCCUUGUGAAACAAAAGCAUGUGGUUAGGUUUGGAUGCUACAAACUGCUGCCAGCUGGUGCGUUUCAUAACACCGCCAAAGGUGCCUUUAUACGUCGGUAUAUGCAGACAUCCACUGACAUAGCACCGGUACGCUGCCCAGUGCGUAGUUGCUAAAGAUGCCUCUGUGCUUCAGUAUCUAACGUCCAGAUCAGUGAGAAGCAGUGGUGUUUGGAGCGCCCCCUAGCUCACCUGGUAGAGCAGGCAGCCCAUGUACAAAGGCCGUGUCCUUGACGCAGCAGCUGCAGACUCACUGCCAACCCACAGCUCCCUGCUGUGCGUCCUUCCCCCUCCCACGCUAGAGCUGUCCUAUCAAAUGGCGAGGCAAAAAGCCCCCAGAAAUAUCUUCAAUAAAAAAAAGCAGCGGUACUUGACAAGUUCGAAAUGAGAGCUAUCUGGUAGUCUUUACUACAUCAAGAAUACAUCUAAAGUCAAAUUAUCAUGUACUUCAUAGACCUUUAGUUUACUUAAACUCGAGUGUAAGUGCACUACGCUAGUUUGAUAGUAUAACAUACAAUACCUAGCCCACUUUUUCCAGCAAGUACCUUCAUGUCUUCUUAGGCAAUCGAUUGCUAUUCUAUUAAAUACAACUAAGAAAUUCUAAAUUGCGGGAAAUGUCACAUUAGUCAGCCCAACUUAAAUAAAUGAGUUGUUUAAAAUACAACAUAUUUUAGUCGAAAUUAUUUAGUUGUUUGAAAUAGUGACUCUAAGUAGUCUACUAAGUCAAGAGCACAUCUCAAGUCAGUAUCAAGUAGGCUACUCCACUGGCCUAUUGUUUGCUUUUAGUUACCUAUCACAUUGCUGUUCAAGGAAAUAGAGUUGAGAAAUUCCAAGUUGCAGGAAAUGUAAAUGUAAAUAAAUGAGUCGUUUGGAAUACAGACACAAUAUAUUUGACUUGAAAUUAUUAAGUUGUUUGAAAUUGUAAAUCUAAGUAGUCAACUGAUUCAACCGUACAUCCGAGGGAGAAUUAUCAGGUAGGCCUACUGUUUUUUUAGUUACUUAAUCUCGCAUUUUAGUGUAAUAGCUACACUAAAAAGUAUUUGUUAGUAUAACAAUAUCCCACUUUGCUUAAAUCAAAAACGUACCUUUGCUCUUUUUUUUAAGGCAAUUGGUUUGCACAGUUUUAGCAAUCAGAUCACUGUUCAAGUAGCUAAAUACAACUGAGACAUUCUAAGUUACAGGAAAUGUCACAUUAGUCGGCCCAACUUAUAUAAAUGAGUUGUUUGAAAUACAAACGCAAUAUAUUCUACUUAUUAAUUUUAAUUAUUAGUUAGCGUAACGUACAGUACCUAUUCCACUUUACGUAAGUCAAAGAAGCACCUUUGCUGUUUUUUGAGGCAAUGGGUUCACGUGGUUGCUGUUCAAGUAAAUGCAAUUAAUAAGUUGCAGGACAUGUGACACUAGUCAGCCCAACUUAAAUAAAUGAGUUGUUUGAAAUAGUAAUAAUCUGCUAAGUCAAGAGUACAUCUCAAGUGAAUUAUCAAGUAGGCUACUCCAUGUUUGCUUUUAGUUACCUAUCACAUUGCUGUUCAAGGAAAUAGAGUUGAGAAAUUCCAAGUUGCAGGAAAUGUCACACUAGUUAACCCAACUUAAAUAAAUGAGUCGUUUGGAAUACAGACACAAUAUAUUUGACUUGAAAUUAUUAAGUUGUUUGAAAAUGUAAUUCUAAGUAGUCAACUAAGUCAACCGUACAUCCGAAGGAGAAUUAUCAGGUAGGCCUACUGUUUUUUUAGUUACUUAAUCUCGCAUGUUAGCGUAAUAGCUACACUAAAAAAUAUUUGUUAGUAUAACAAUAUCUCAUCUCAAAUCCAAAUACGUAAGCCAAAGAAGCACCUUUGCUGUUUGUUGAGGCAAUCGGUUCACGUGGUUUUAACAAUUUAGUCAGAUUGCUGUUCAGUAAAUACAAUUAAUAGGUUGCAGGACAUGUGACACUAGUCAGCCCAACUUAAAUAAAUGAGUUGUUUGAAAUAGUGACUCUAAGUAGUCUGCUAAGUCAAGAGUGCAUCUCAAGUGAAUUAUCAAGUAGGCUACUCCAUGUUUGUUUUUAGUUACUUGCGUGUAAGUGCACUAAACUGAAUAAGUAUUUGUUAGUAUAACAUGCAAUACCUUUUUCACUUUACAUAAGUCAAACAAGUACCUUUAAUUAGAUUUUUUAAGCUACUUGGUUUGCCUUAAAAAUCAAGUUAGUGGUACUUGUGUGACUUAAGUGCUUCAAACAUCCAUUACAUAUCAAUGAAAACUGGGUUAAUUCUCUUAAAAUAAUCGGAUUUAAAUCAAGGUAGUGACACAGAUCAAAUUUCAAUUAUAUGUUUAUUUAUUUGUUUAUUUGCAUUUUUGAUUUUCUAACAAACAAACUUUGGUUAAGAGGCUAGUCUGCACAAAUUUAGUUUAUAUGAAAUAACAAGCUUCAAACUUUUAUUUCUGGACACCACACACAGAGAUGUGGUCUGUCUGCGUCCAGAUUCUCUCGGCUGACAGUGCACGGCUCAGAGAUCAAAGGUGCUCAUUUGCAUUAAUUAACGCUGCUCAGUUAAAUAUUACCUUUCAGAGCCAAUCAAAGCGAUCGAGCAAAACACGAAGAUGAGACAUCAAAGCAGCGCCAAUCGAUGCUGUGCAGCAGUCUGAUGGUCACUGUGUAAACCAAACCGAGGCCUCAUUACAGGAUCAACUUUUUAAUGGACGCUGCUGCUGCUGACCACCACCACUGUCUGCCUCCCCUUUAGUGCUUUAAAAUGACUCACUCAUUUAAAUUAGAAACAAAAAAAAAAAAAAAAAUCUCAUUACAUAAACAAGACGUAAUGCACUUGGUAUGUGAGUGUGUAAAAAAAAAAACUCUCCAGACUAAAUAGUUUCUUUGCCGAGGUAAUUUAUGGCAUCUCUGCUGGCAUCGCUCCUAAAGGGGAUGUUUGAAUUUAUUAUAACAGAGCUGGACAAGUUCCCAGGAUGAAAAUAGACAUGUCUGUGUGUUCAAAUGCAACUUAAAACUAGCAGCUUUUUGGGGCUUAUUUUAAUGCAUGUUACAGUGUUGGGAGGCGACUUCUUAACAGAUCAUUCUCCUUAUCUAAAUCCACUUGAAAUGGGCUCCAGUGCCAAAAUAUUCCAGCUCUUCCUGGCCCUCUGCUGAGCCACCUUUUAGGAUUUCCAUGCUGCUCUAAUCGCCAUAAAGACGUAGAGGUAAAGCCAUGUAGAAAAUCUUUAUUGCAGGGGGCUAUUUCCAUAUAUGAAACCAAGCUUGCAUGAUCAGCAGAAAGGCUUUUCUUUUUUCCACACACACACACACACACCACACACCGCACACACACACAGGCUGACAUUGUGUGCUAUGCAGGGCGGUGUGAGCUGCAGAAACACUGUCCACUCCGCUUCACCCCACUGGCAUGCAAAGCCACAUCAUCAUCUAAUGCGAGAGGCGCUUCUUUUCCUCUGCGGGGAUUUUAUUCUAAUCCGGAGAGGUGUUUUUUUUGUCUUCACCAAACAGAAAAAAAAGGUGAGAGGAAGGAAGGUGGUGUGUGUUUGUUUGCGUGCGGAUUGUUUCAGUGCGGGAUGAAUGUAGGUUGUGAAGGUAAGGCAGCCCGGGUGUUGUGCCGCGGACUGGGUUAUGUGUCUUUAUGAUUUACGAGCCUGACUCCAGCCGCGGUUCAACCAGAGUUCAUAAAGCUGCAUGCCUCCAGACUUUAUUCUCUCUCGCUGCUUUCUCUCUUCGCCCUUAAAAAAACUGCUGCUUAAUAAUUCUGUUUCUGUUGAAUUCAAUUUAAUUAAGAUGUUGAUUUUUUCUCCCUUUAAAUCGCGUUUUGUUUCAGUUGAGGGCAGAAACAGCUGCAGCAGCAGCGCACAAUGGACUUGUGUAUUAUUUCGCAUUUGAUAUAGAUGGAUGAGCUUUUUAGUAGAUUGUGAUAUAAUAUUUAAUUAUUUUCUCCUUGAAAAUAUUACAGACAGCACCAUCCAUUAACUGAGCAAAGCCUGUUAUUUAUCAACACUUGCAGGCCUGAUGCAAUUCCAGGAAAACAGAUUUAAAAAGAAUGUAUUUAUUCCUAUAUUUAUUUAAAAUGCCUUUUUAUUUUAUGUGCCUUUUUAUGUUUGCAUGUUUAGACUAAUUGCUAUGAGUGUUUGCCUUUUGUUCUUGCUGCCAUAAUUGAUUAUAUCUUAUUAUUUUUAAAAGCAAGCUAAAUUCUUUAGAAAUAAUCUCGUUUUAAAACCUGAAAUCUUUAUAUUUCGUUUAUCUGCAUUACAACACAAUUAAUAAAUGAUAAUAAGCCUUGUUGUAAGCCAGUGAGGUGUACAGUGAUUUUAAAGGGUAUAAACGUGAGAAUUAAUUUGAUUUCUGCGCAGAUUAUCUUCUACUAUCCAUUUGCUGUUUUCCACAGGCUCUAUUUCCCCCAAACUCUUAUUUUGCCGUUGCCUCUCAGGCCAGGAGAGGCUUGCUAUUCAUGUCAGCAUACUAUUGAGUUGAUAAGAUGGAUCAUGUGGUCUCCUCCCUGAUUUCUGUCUCCGUCUUUUUUUCCACCCUCUCAGGCCAGAAGCUGCAGGGCUCUCUGGAAACCUGCCAUGUGACAUUUGGCUGCCAGCGCUCCGUCAGAAGGUCAAAGGGGGCCCCGGUGCACAUUUAAUGGAAAUGCAGAGAACCAGUGCGACACAAAACAUCCAGCAUCACGACUUCUUCUUCGGCGAGUCUCUGGAGGAUGUCAGCGGGUUCGGGUGCGCAGCCGCACACCAGCAGUUGGCGCAAGUGGAGACGUUUGAGCGCCGGAGGUCAAAGCAGCAACACAACCCCAAGUUCCCUUUGAGCAAAAAGAUUUUCCCCUGGAUGAAAGAGUCCAGACCCUCGAAUCAGAAACACGGCAGGAGGAUCGCAGACUGCACCGUCAACGAGAAGUGUCCGAGCGCGACCCCGGCCUCCAAGAGGACGCGCACCGCGUACACGAGCGCGCAACUGGUGGAGCUGGAAAAGGAGUUCCACUUCAGCCGCUACCUGUGCAGGCCGCGGCGGGUGGAGAUGGCCAGCCUGCUCAACCUCCACGAGAGGCAGAUCAAGAUCUGGUUCCAGAACCGGCGGAUGAAGCAGAAGAAGGACGAGAGAGUGCAGGGCCUCACUGCUACCACCACCACCACCACCACCACCACCACCACCACCUCCUCCUCCUCAACCCCGUCCUCCCCCUCCGCCCCGGGCAGCCCCACUCUAUCGAGCCUGGGUUAUGUCCAUCUGGGCGGGGAUUACCAGCCGGCCUCUCCUCCGCUCAAGUCUCAACAACACCAGUCCCAGCCGGUGUACCCGGCAGAAUACUCCAAAUAUCCAGCUCCAAGCUUUACGCACGGCCCUCAGUUCAAUGCGCAGUACGACACGCACACCACCUCGCGCACAACAGACCCAAAUGUGGAUGUUAACGGGUCAUAUUUCCCGCAGAGCUACACUCAGGACAGAAUCAUGCAAGCUCCGAAACUGACUCAUCUGUAGCAGA